AUGACAGCCGUCUGCGACCAGCCCGAGCGGUCCGGAUCAUCGAUGGCGGAUGAUGCGGCGUGCCAAACGACAAUCCGACGAGUUCUUCACAAUGUUGUCAUGCUUGACUGCACUAACCUCUGCUCAUUUGGCGAAAACCCCGCCGGUAGGGGGCAAGCUACCGGGUUCGUGGUAGAUGCGAAUCUAGGGUAUGUGAGACUCUUGUAUAUCAUGACAUGCGCUCAUGUCAUCGGCGGUGGCCCAUCUCGGAUUUGCUGCGUCUUUGGAAGUAGUGAAAGCGUUGAACUCAGCAUUGUGUUUUCAGAUCCCAUUCAUGACUUUGCCAUCCUACAUUACGACCCAGACACCAUCAAAUUCGCCAAAGUCGAUGGCUUGCAACUACGGCCAGACCUGGCGCGAAGUUUCGACCCCCGCAGGCCACUUCUUGUUAUCUCGCUGACGACAGGAUGA
Messenger RNA from Purpureocillium lilacinum, 450 nucleotides. The record is from RefSeq and is a predicted model, not a curated record. Lineage: Eukaryota; Fungi; Ascomycota; Sordariomycetes; Hypocreales; Ophiocordycipitaceae.